Messenger RNA from Lachancea meyersii CBS 8951, 1422 nucleotides. Lineage: Eukaryota; Fungi; Ascomycota; Saccharomycetes; Saccharomycetales; Saccharomycetaceae. The record is from the annotation of a GenBank genome assembly.
AUGGCAUCAGCCGUACCAUCAGUAUUGUUCCGGGAGUAUCAAGGCGGUGCUCUGUCCAUUUUGGUGAACGAAAACCCCGAUCUUGCACCUCCUAAUGUGAUAAUUCAAGGGCAUCAAAGUUCAGGAAAAACAUUGACAGUGCGGAAGUUCUUCGAGGAAAACCCGCAAAUUUGCAAUUGCUGGCUUAAUCCGGUAGAACUGGUCACUUGGAAGCCUCUGUUGCAGCAUGUCGCAAGAUCAGUCUCCAGCACAUUGAGAACACUGUUUCCUGAAAUCAAUUACGACACUCAGGAUGCGCUAGAGGCGGAGGAUUUUUAUUUUCUAUUACGAGUCUUGGAGGCGGUCUUACAGCGCUACCAGGUACUGGAGAAGUCUAUCAAUCUUUACGUGGUUUUGGACGGCUUUGAUCAGCUAAAAGAGCUUGACCUUGAGCUACUGCCAAAAUUUUUGAAGCUGCACGAACAACUCCCGUCCGACUUCAAGAUUCAACUCAAAUUCAUUUAUAUUGUGAGAGAUGUUGCGUUUCUGAACAAAUACAGCACUUACAACAUCCCUAGCAUCAUAUUUCCACGUUACAGACAUGAAGAAAUUGCAGAGAUAUUACUGCGAAAUAAGACAAACGAAUAUGUGGAGAGUGAAGAACUGCUUGUUCAAGUCGUCAAGUGUGGGCUCGAUCCGGAGGAUUCGGUUUUCGAGCAAAUUGCCGAAAAUUACAUCAAAAUGAUCAUCCAGGCAUUUCAUUCAUACACAGGAAAUGACAUUGUGGCUUUAAACGAUAUCAUGGACUCGAAAUGGGAAAGCUACGUUGAAUCAAUAACUGCCGAUAACAUUUACGAGCCCUUGGCCCUUUACAGGUCAAACAUCGAACUUUACACCACGACUGGAGACACAUUUACCGAUCAAGACGCAACGGGUGGGUUUGACGAAACCAAACAGGGAGCCACCGCAUAUGAGCUUUCUGCGAUCUCAAAAUAUCUGCUACUUGCUGCUUAUCUGUGCUCUUACCUAGAACCGCGUUACGACAGCAAAAUCUUUUCCAAGAAAUCACAUCUCCGCGCCGGAAGAUCCUCUUACGGGCGUCGAAGUAAGAUGGAAACGAACCCUCGUUACCUGCAACCCUCGCUUUUUCCACUAGAACGCUUGUUUUCUAUUUUUCAAGCCAUCUUUCCUGUAGGAGAAGGUGCCCAAGUGAAGUCGAACAUUUUCCAUCAAAAUGAAUUGAUGAAGGCUAACGUUGAGGUUUACGAGAAUUUGGCAGAGCUCAACAGCCUGAAACUAAUCGCCACGGCCACUGCAAAAGGUGUCGACUACUUGAGUUACAAACUGAAAUGGAAAGUCAACGUACCUUGGGAAAUCAUAACCGAGAUUAGUUCAUCGGUCAGUUUUGACAUCGCAGAAUAUUUUACUGGGCUACAUAAUUGA